AUGAAUUAUGAUUCACUUAAAAAAAUUAUUUUAUCGAGGGCUGAAACGGCAGAGGAAAAAUUUAAAAUAUUGGAUGCUCGAGAUAAACUUUUUAAAUUAAUGCAAGUUAAAGAUCCAUUGUUAAAAAGAGAAGCACUCUGUGCUACAUGUCCAGAUAUGUGUCCUGAAAAAGAAAGACUUUUGAGAGAAUAUCAAAACAGAGGAUCUAUUUUCGAAAUGACUAAUUUUUCAAAGAUUUAUGGUUUUAAUCAUAGUUUGGCCGUGAAAGAAUAUGCUAGGAGUUCUGCCGAUCAGGAAGAACCAUUACCUCAUGAUUUAAGACCAGUUCAUGUAUUAACCAUGACAAUGAAUCAUUUACUUCAUAAUGUUGCAGAUUUUUGCGAAUUAUCCGAUGACAAUUUGGAAGAGUGGUAUAUGUUCAUGUGGGACAGAACUCGAGCAUUACGAAAAGAACUUACUCAACAAGCAGUUUGUUGUAAAGAAAGUUUAUCUUUAAUUGAACAGUGUGCAAGAUUUCACAUACAUUGUGCCGAACGUUUAGUCGAUCAAGAUAGUUCAAUAUAUGAUGAUAAAAUAAAUACAGAAAAUUUAACAAAAUGUUUGCAAACGUUAAAAUCAAUGUAUAAAGAUUUAGCUAAAGAGGAUGUUAAUUGUCCAAAUGAAGCUGAAUUCGUCUGCUACACUUUGUUAUUAAAUUUAAAUAACUCAUCGUUUUUUACAGAACUUAGUGACAUGAGUGAAUCCAUAAUGGCUUCAGAUGAGGUUAAGUUUGCUCUUGAUGUUAUGGUCGCAUGGGAAACAAAAAAUUAUAUAAGAUUUUUCAACUUGGUAAAAAAAACAACUUAUUUAAACUGUUGUAUUCUUAGAAGAUAUUUUGGCGAAAUGAGAUUGUACGCCAUUAAAACAAUGAUAAGAUCUUAUUGUACAAAAAAUACAUCACCUUUGAUAGAAUUAUCUCGUUUUGUUAUAAAUCUUAAUUUCGAAGGAGAAGAAGAAUGUAUAGAAUUUUUAUCUCAUUGUAAUUUUGAUUUUCGUGAAAAUGAUGGCGUGAAUGCUGUUAAUUUUAACAGGUUACACUUUCAAAAUCCUUCGACGUUACUAAAUACGGGAAGAGCUCACAUAUUUAUUGGAGAAAAAAAAAAAAUUCCCCUUUCAGCCUUACUGGCUGGUGGUACAUUACCUCCAAAACUCUUUGAAAAUUAUGUACCGGUAAAUAGUUUUACCGAAAAUGGUGAACUAAAAGACGUUUCCAUGUUAAAAUUAGAUUCGGAUGAUGAAAUUUUAAACGUACCUGAAUCAGAUGAUCAAACAGAUCGUAGUGUAGAUUUAGAAACAAGAAAAGAAAAUUAUUUACAACCUAUUUCUACGGAUAUUUUUAAUAAAGGAAAAUCCAGGGAAUUUUCAUUCAAUUCAGGUUUAGAAACGAAGAGAGAAAAUGAAUUCGUUUAUUCCAAUAAUCCAUUGGUGACGUCUAAUCAAUCAUCCACGUUUUCCUUCGGUAGUUUUACGUUAAACAAACAUCCGGAAGCUUCGAAUACGUUUAAAGAAAUUUUUCAAAAUAAAACAAAAACCGGAAGUAAAAUUUUUGAUAAUUCCGUAACAUCGACAAAUAACAUUUUAAACGCUGAAUGGUCUCAACAACAAAAUAAUUCACGCGGUUUUUUCGGUUCAGAAAAGAAUAAUCUACCGUUAUUUAAGGCACCGAGUAUAUUUAACAAAGGAAACAUGGCUGAAAAAGAUGUCGGAUCUUACUCGGCCAUUUUCGAAAGUUCAAAUAAUUAUGGGAUAAACAAAAAUUCGGUCGUCGGUUCCGGUUUUCAGUUUAAAAUUGACUCGUCGCCGUUAAAAAAAGAAUUUAACAACGAUAAUUUAAUAAUAAAUAAUAAUUUAUUCGACGUGAAUAAAGAAAAAACUGAAAAUUAUACAAAUGAAGAAAUGAAUAGAAAAAGAAAAAGAAAUCAACAAAAUGAAAAGGAGGAAAAAGAAGAGGGAGAAGGAGAGGGAGACAAAAAAAUAAUAAUUAUUGAAAAAAAUAUUUUAUUCGAAGAAAAACGUAAAAAAGAAUUGGAAGAAAAUGAAAAGAGAGAAAGGAUGAAAAAACAAGAAGAAGAAGAAGAAGAAGACAUGAGAAUUGAAAUGGAAAAGAAGAAAAGAAAAGAAGAAGAAGAAAAAGAAAGGAAAAGGAAACAAAUGGAAAAUGAAGAGAGAUUGAAAGAGUUGGAAAAAAUUAAAAUCAAAGAGGAAAUGGAAUACAGGCAAAAGGUUAAUGACAAACUAAAAAAACUAAAAGAAAAUUGGCUCAAAUGGAAAACGAAAAUAAUAUUCAAUAAAUGGCGAAUAAAAACGUGGGAUAAUAUAGAAGAGAGAAAAAUGAUAAAAUAUUUCAAAGAAACGAAAUUAAGGUAUCCUCCGGUUUGUUCGGAAGAAUUACUCAACGGUAACCCGUACGGAUUAGUCAUUCCUAACACGUUAAUAUUUGAAAAAUUUAAAAACUGGAGAAAAGAUUUAAUGACUCAAAUUCCCAAAUCGAAUAAAUUACUCAUUUUAAAUGAUAAUUUACCGUUAAUUAAAGUAAAUAGAAUCGUCGAGAAAAUAUUAGAAAAUCGUGCGAAAAGCGAAAAUUGCAAAAGGGAUCCAUUUUUGUGGAAAUUAAUCAUUUCCGUACCUGACGAACUGGAAUGUCCGGAACAUUGGAAAUCGAUUGAAACUUUUGUCGAAAUGCAUUUUGUUAAAAAAUUUCAAUGGGAUUUUGGAAAAGAAAAUGGACCGUUAUAUUGUCAAAAUGGCGCCCGUAAAUCAUUUAAAUAUUUUAUAAGUAUAAGAAAAUUACGUGGGAGUAAAUUGUACGAGGGUUCUCAUCAAUCUAAUUCCACGGCUAUCGAAGGAUGUUGCGCCGUUAUUUACUUCACGACGAAAAUGGAAAAUUGUAAUAGCGGUAAAAAAAUGGAACGAUUAAAAGCGAUUUUAAAAUCUAAACCAUCGAAUCCGAAAGUUCCCGUGAUUGUGUACGCACUAACUGAUAAACCGGAAGAUGAAAACGAAAUUAAAAAAACUUUCAACGCGGAGGAGCCUUUGUUGGAAUCUCACGUGUCAGAAUGUCACGUGAUAUCCGUAGUUAACGGAAAACAUCACAUGGUACAAAAAUUAAUCGAAUGCCUUAAAUUAGCGGCUGAAAAAACGGCCGUGCCUUAUUUAUUAAAUAUAUCAAACCUGUCGGAAUUUUUCACCGAAACACGAAUCGAUUCAAUAUGGCGAAGAAUCGGUAUCGGUUUGAGUAAUUUUAAACUUGUUUUGGACGAGCCCAAAGUAUUAAUAGAAUUUUAUAAUUCUUGCAUUGACGAAUUAAUUAACGUGUUUUUAACGGAUGUGACGAGGGAAGAAUUUUCAAUCGUCGAAGAAUUUCUAGAAAUUCCAAAAUUGGUUCGUCCGAAAAAAACUUUGGCGUACGAGGAAAAAUUAAAAGAAAAUUUAAAUAAAAUGAAAUUGCCACGAUGGCCGAUUGAAACGCCCAAAAGUUGUCAUCAGUUAAAUUAUAGAAUUCAUCAGUAUUGUAAAAAUAUUGUAAAUAAUGAUAGAUUGUACAAUAUAAUACGACGAUUCCUUUUGUGGAAAGGUUUAGAUAUAUAUUGCGACGAAGACAUAAACGAAAUUCUUAUUAAUUUUCCAUGGAUUCAAAUGUUUCAGGAAUUGACAAGAGUCAAAGCCGAACAGUUAAAAGAAGAUUUAAUAAAAAAUAAUAGUAAAGAAUCUGUUGUCGUGUACGACGAAGAAAAAAUCGUUAAAAUUAGUUUCGAACCGAGUUUCGUUAGUAAAAUAAUAAAAAAAUGCAGUAGAGGCGGUGAAUCGGAAGAAUCGGAUUCGAUGAGUCCACGUUUGGAAAACGACAGCAUCGUGUACGCAUAUUCCGCAGCAUUAGAUAGAAAAAAUAAGAAAAGAAAAAGAGACGAUUAUUUGGAAGAAAGUUUAAACGCAUUAUUUUCCACUCCCGCAAACAAACGUUUGAUUACGGAAGAAGAGGAAGAAGAAGAAGAAGAAUCACAAAAUUCUAAUCCCACGUUAGAAUUGAUUCAAAUUGAAAAUAAUUUGCGAAGUUUAAACGAAAGAUUGGAUAAAAUAAAAAAAAAAUAUUUGGAAAACGAAUCCUUUAUUACAAAAGUUAUUUUCACAUUAAUUUUUUAUCCAUUUUGUAUCAAAAUGUGA
Pediculus humanus corporis (human body louse) is the source of this 4200-nucleotide messenger RNA. RefSeq names its product 80 kD MCM3-associated protein, putative. The transcript has 17 exons. Gene Ontology annotation, biological process: mRNA export from nucleus. The coding region runs from base 1 to 4200 and encodes 1399 amino acids. Lineage: Eukaryota; Metazoa; Arthropoda; Insecta; Psocodea; Pediculidae. Gene Ontology annotation, cellular component: cytoplasm; transcription export complex 2; nucleus. The record is from RefSeq and is a predicted model, not a curated record.